Molecule: messenger RNA, 3566 nt
Organism: Melanotaenia boesemani (Boeseman's rainbowfish)
Lineage: Eukaryota; Metazoa; Chordata; Actinopteri; Atheriniformes; Melanotaeniidae
Gene: slc6a5
Product: solute carrier family 6 member 5
Exons: 15
Coding region: 27-2384 (785 amino acids)
Biological process (GO): synaptic transmission, glycinergic; sodium ion transmembrane transport; glycine import across plasma membrane
Cellular component (GO): membrane
Molecular function (GO): glycine:sodium symporter activity
Source: RefSeq, a predicted model, not a curated record
UUUUGUAUCGCUGAUCUGUUACUUUCAUGUUCCAGGAUUUGUCUGAGCAGAGAGACAUGGCCAAGCAACUGGCCAGCGCUCCCACUGGCUACAUCCCGGCGCAGCAGCCAGAAGGAGCCGCGGGACUUACAACAAACAAACCGGACAACACUGCAGCUUGCCCGCCGCCCGCCCCUCAGCAUCACCCGGCACCUCAGCCGCCGCCUCCUUGUAACGAGAGCAAAACUUUUUGUCCCACGGAAAAUAAACCGGGAGAACCGGACACCAAUAAAGCAUAUGGGACGUUUAAGAGCACCCCGCCGCCGGUUCCCGGAUCAGUGGCUGUGAACUCGGCCUUUAGGAAGGAUUCCGUCGGUUCGGCCCGCGGGGGGUCUUCCCAUUAUGGCGACCCGCUCCGGGCCACCACAGAGCAGAACAACACCGUAGGCAACUGGACGGCUAUGAGCCAGACCACCAUCAUACUGGGAACAGAUGGGAGCGCGUCUGUUCAGCCUGGAAAUGUGGUGGGGGUGGACGACGAUGAUGACGACGGGGGAGACGAGAAUAAGGCCAGAGGAAACUGGUCAAAUAAACUGGAUUUUAUUCUGUCCAUGGUUGGCUAUGCGGUCGGACUGGGAAACGUGUGGAGGUUCCCUUAUCUUGCCUUCCAAAAUGGUGGAGGAGCGUUUUUGAUCCCUUACCUAACGAUGCUGGGCAUCGCCGGAAUCCCAAUCUUUCUGCUGGAGGUCUCCCUGGGUCAGUUUGCCAGCCAAGGGCCUGUGUCAGUUUGGAAAUGCAUUCCAGCCCUGCAAGGUUGCGGGAUUGCCAUGUUGAUAAUAUCUGUCUUGAUAGCCAUAUACUAUAAUAUUAUAAUGUGCUGGACACUGUACUACCUGUUCGCUUCGUUGAAGGGCUCACUGCCAUGGGCUAACUGUAGGAAUGAGUGGAACACGGUGGAAUGUAAGGACAAAGACAUGCUGCUGUUAGACUCAUGCAUCCUGCGGGACAAAAACACUCUUUCCAUCAAGAACUCCACUUUCUGUCUGUCUGCAAAUGCUGUGGGAAACCUGACAAAGCUGCUAAACAUGACUGCUGAUGGCAACAAGACCUAUGUCAGCCCCAGUGAGGAAUACUUCAAGUACAAUGUGUUGCACAUUUCUAAAGGGAUUGAAUAUCCUGGAGAUAUCCGCUGGCCGCUGGCAGGCUGCCUCUUCCUGGCCUGGCUUAUCGUCUACGCCUCUUUAGCCAAAGGAAUCAAGUCAUCAGGAAAGGUGGUUUAUUUUACUGCUACAUUUCCUUACGUGGUGCUAGUCAUCCUUCUGGUAAGAGGAGUGACCCUCCCUGGUGCUGGUGACGGCAUCCUUUAUUUUAUCACACCAAAAUGGGAGAAACUUAAUGAUGCAAAGGUGUGGAAAGAUGCAGCCACUCAGAUUUUCUUUUCUCUUUCGGCUGCAUGGGGAGGCCUCAUCACGCUUUCCUCCUAUAAUAAGUUCCACAAUAAUUGCUACAGAGAUACCAUUAUAGUGACUUGUACAAACAGCGCCACCAGUAUAUUUGCUGGGUUUGUCAUCUUCUCUGUGAUUGGUUUCAUGGCUCAUGAGUUAAAGGUGCCCAUAGAGAAAGUAGCAGAUGAGGGUCCAGGCAUAGCAUUUGUGGUGUAUCCAGAGGCUCUGACCAGACUUCCACUCUCUCCUUUCUGGGCGAUCAUCUUCUUCCUCAUGCUCCUGACUCUUGGACUGGAUACCAUGUUUGCCACCAUUGAGACCAUUGUAACGUCCGUAUCCGAUGAAUAUCCAAAGUACUUGAGGAAGCACAAAGCACUCUUCACCCUGGUCUGCUGCGUCUCCUUCUUCAUUCUGGGCUUUCCCAUGAUCACAGAGAGUGGGAUGUACAUGCUGCAGUUGGUGGACACAUUCGCAGCCUCCUAUUCUUUGGUCAUCAUUGCUAUCUUUGAGCUGGUGGGGAUUUCCUACCUCUACGGUCUGCAGAGGUUUUGUGAGGACAUCGAAAUGAUGAUUGGUUUCCAGCCAAACCGAUUCUGGAGGCUGUGCUGGGCCUUUGUGACUCCCACUAUUCUGACAGGCAUCCUGAUACUCAGUCUGUACCAGUGGAAGGUGAUGACAUAUGAAGACUACACCUACCCGCCCUGGUCCAUGAUUAUGGGCUGGCUCAUGGUUAUCUGCUCUGUGAUCUGGAUCCCCAUCAUGUUCGGCAUUAAGAUGCACCUGGCCCCCGGCACCAUGGUUGAGCGUCUGAAGUUGGUCUGCUCUCCUCAGCCUGACUGGGGUCCUUUCCUAAUGAAGCACCGUGGAGAACGCUACAAAAACAUGAUUGACCCACUUGGAACCAGCUCCCUUGGUCUCAAACUGCCCCCAAAGGACUUCCAGCUUGGUUCCUAUCAGUAGCAGCCAUCUUGGGAGCAACUCUCCAACCACUUCCAGCUCUUGUAGGAGGUACUUGGAGGGGGGGGGGGGGGAUGCCUGCUUGUAGGCUGUCUUCUCCUUCUUACCUCUCAUCCCCUCCUCCUCCUUGCUCUUUAUCUUAUGCUCCAUAUUUUACAGUAUUUACUUCUAGUCCUCUCUUCAUCACGAAUAUGGAAACAGACUUUCUUCUUCCUUUACUUCUUCACCAUUUCCUGUCUUCUCUCGUGAAGGAGUGGCAACUGCUUCAUACUCAGUUAAGGGGCAGCCAUUGCCUCUCUCACAUGACCACUGAUUACUUCAGAACUCUUCCCAGGAAACCUUAUUCCAAGAGAAAAAUUGUGUCAUAAAAUGACACAGCUCAGACUGCACUUGCAAUAUUAGACCAUAGCUGCUCCCUAUGGAGUUGUGUGUGUUUCUAUGUGUGUGUGCGUGCCAUUAGUUUUAUCUGUAGAGAUAACAAUCCAUGUUGGUGCAAGCAGACACAAGAAAAAAAAAAAUAAAAAAAAGGAAAGAAAGAAAAUUGAGCACCACAAAAAAACCCACCAACAAGAAGAAGAAGAAGAAAAAAAAAAGCAGUUCAAUGAGCUCAGCGGGAAUCUGUGUUUGGUUUCAUCUCUGUACAAAAUUUAAUAGGCAAUACAAAAGAAAAGAAAGAUAUGAUAUGCUAUGUUAUUAGAUUUUGUUCCUAUCCAGGAGUAUAUACUAGUUAUAUAAGCUACUGCUCAGUCGCUCUUGCUUUGUCAAAAACAGAUUACAAGAUCUGCAAUUUGUGCCUCCUACAUCCCAGUAGAGUAGCAAAUACAUACUGAUUACCACUUUCAGUGGAUACACUCUGGCCUUUGAAGACUCAGCAGUGUGAUAGAAGCUUGGAUCUAUUUUUCUCUCUGAACCUGAGGGACCAUGUAUGAUACCCUCUCUCUUUGUCUACUUAUUAAGUUGUGUGCUUGUUGUAUUAUCCUAGAAUGUAACAUUGCACCUUUUUAGUAUAGAAAAUCACUAGAAUAGUCUAUCCACCCUUUGGUAGGCGAUAACUGGGCCAAUUAACCUUUUCGGGUCUCAAAAACUGACCUCACAGUCCCUCUCUACGCAUAUAUUUCAGAUGUGUAUUUAUGUGCUGUGAACUUGUUAAGCCAUCUGUGAAAAUCAUCUUUACAUUGCACAUUA